This is a messenger RNA of Aureobasidium subglaciale EXF-2481, 2731 nucleotides long. RefSeq lists its product as uncharacterized. The transcript is spliced from 2 exons. Bases 258 to 2576 code for a protein of 772 amino acids. The record is from RefSeq and is a predicted model, not a curated record. Gene Ontology annotation, molecular function: protein binding. NCBI's taxonomy places the organism in Eukaryota, Fungi, Ascomycota, Dothideomycetes, Dothideales, Saccotheciaceae.
GACAUAAUCUAGAAAGCUGUUGUGCCUCCAGAUAGGUACAAUCAAUUCCAUCACCUCCUCUAGGGAGACGACGCUUGGCUCAGCCCAAAAUGCAGUUGCGACCUCAAAGUGACUGAAAGGCAGGAACAUUGAGGUAAUUAAGCUUCGGUGCUUGCCGUACGCGACCUUGGAAGGCAUACACACACCAACUCGGCGCAAAACCACAAUCCAUCAUCACUUUACAACACUACGCAUUCAUCAUUAUAGUUCUUGCAGCCAUGGAUUCGCCGAUGCUAUCAUCGCCCGCACUAGGGCUUCGACCUAAGCGUAGUCUUAGGAUGGAGCACGCGAUUGUUGACGCCAACAAACUAAUCCAUCAAUCCAAGUACAAGGAAGCAUAUGACUUAUACAGCAGAGUUCUUGAUGCUAAGAGCCACCCGGUUGCAUAUCUCAAUCGUGCCGUGUGCUUGCUUGGUACAGGUCAACCGCAUCUUGCUGUCAACGAUGCUCAGAGAGCGUACAUCAUGGCUCAAUCGAUCAUUGACGCCUGUCGUGGCGACGGUGAGAUCAACGAUCACGUUCGCAGAUUCGACCACUACAUCCUCGAGUAUACUGAAGAAUGUGGCAAUGCCUUGUCACGAGGCGAUACAUGGUGCAGAUCGUCUUCCGCAGCGUUCCAAAGCGGACACCGAACCUUCAAAUUGACAAGAAUGACGCUUUUGACGGAGGAGGUCGAGGAAGUCGCAGGAAAGAAGAAAACAAUGCCUCCCGUUGUCGACCUCAAGUGCAAAGCCUUGUUUCGACUUGUAGAGGCUCUCUCCAGGUGUGGACGUGGUCCGGCGUACACUGCUCUACAAAUCCUGGAUGAUGUUCUCGAUGCAAACUCAUCCGACACAACAAAGUACGCCCUUCUACCUUUCGUGUACAAUGAGCUCAAAGCACUCUACAAGACCGUCGAAAACAAAUUGCUCAACGAUCUCAUGGAGGGCAAACUUUCGACAGCAGACAGGCAGCUGACGCUGUCAAGAUUCGGUCUCUUGGACAGUUCUCAGUAUGGAUUCUCUAAGCGUAAGAGUGACCGCGAUCUUCUCAACAACUGCAUAUUGACAGUCGAUACGAAUUCAAUUGCACAGUAUGACGACAAGAUUGGCGUUCCAAUAGCGCUUGUGGCCGUUCAGGACGUCUUCGAAGGUAUGGCACUUUUCACUGAGAGUUUACCUUUCGCUGUUUCCACAGCAAAGACAACGGACAAAUCAGAGCUCGCCACUGUGUGCGACACAUGCUGUGCAGACUUGCAGAUGUCCUCACCCUUUGUUCUUCGCGUCUUGAUAGAAGAAUUGAAGCAAGCAGAGGCCAAACGUACCGCAAGAAGGAACGCAAGAACGGCUAGAAGAGAAGCUGGUGCUACGUCAUCUCCAGCUCAUCGCCGCACAACCGCAGUUGAUGGUUCAUCAGAGUCGCCACCGCUAGCAAGUACAAAUGAGGCCGAUAACAACGACGAUGAUUCAGGUAGUGAUCAUGAAUGGGAUUCAGAAGCAUCGAGUGGUGAGACUGAGACUUGUUCAGAUAACUCGGUUCCCGACACCCCACAUCGUGGUAGACCGACAAAUCGGCCUGGCAUCUUCGAAACUGCCGACAUCCAAGUUUGUCGUUCUGGCAACGAAAAAAAGCGUGAAAACUUUUCGUUCUGCUCAGUCGAUUGCUACGAAUUGGCCAAAGCCACAUACCACGACAGUAUCUGCGGAUCGUAUCUCGAGGAUUAUCUACGACAGAGUAUCAUCACCGCUUCGGAAGACCCAAGGCUUCCAAGCGUCGACGCCCAGAGGCUUCAUCUUCUACUCCUCGUUCGCGUGCUUGGAUGGGCGUAUGCCACGUCAACCGAUCCUAUAGAUCUACCUGUCGUCCAUCUACUCAUGGCAUCACCGCGCUUUGGACCUCUGAAGGACGGCGCAUCAAUCCCGUGGUCUUAUCACAACAACGUCGUACGUCCUUUCCAGAUAUUCCAAGCCAUGGACGGCCGUGGUGAUGCGCCUAAAUCAGUCGUCAACCCAGAUUAUUCGGACGGUCGCGUCAUCAAUACAAUCAUCGCCCUCAUACAGCGCCAUGUGACUACUGCGGACAAGAUACUCUGGUUCAAAACCUAUGAUGAGGAAGGUUAUCACGAGCAAACCUUUCCUUACGCCGACAAGCCCGGCCUCGAAGACGGUGAUGAGAAUGUGGUUUUUGGCCGUUUACACCCUCUUUGCGACCUGGUUCCUUUGGCUGCAAUGCCUGAGGAAGCCAAUGUCGAAUUGGUCGAUAUUGGAGAUGGUCGUAUCAUCUGCCUACCCCUGUUUGCUACCAACGACGAGCCAUGCCUCAAAAAGGGCACGAAGUUGCUUCUCCGCGACGCGACACCUCGCCUCGCGACACUGACUGAGCGCACGAAUUACGGCAGAAAAGAGGACUAUGGUGAGGGAGGCACCAUGAUGGAUGUCGAUCAUGAGGAAGACAUACUCGAAGAAGAGCCAGAGGAGGAGUAUAGCGGUUACGUCGAAGAAGAGAGCUAUGGCGCAAACGAGGAAAUGGACGCGUUUGCUGACGAGGACGACGAGUAAAUGAUGGAUUUUUAAAGAAGCGUGGUUAGGAUCGUAUAAUUCAACGUUCGCUUCGCUCUCCCACUGCCAGGUUCAUGUCGUGAAUUUGCCUGAUUGAACGCAAGGAGUGAUUUCUGAAACCAGACUAUGUCCGCUGAGAGACGAAGAAACAUUGA